This is a messenger RNA of Psylliodes chrysocephalus, 414 nucleotides long. The record is from the annotation of a GenBank genome assembly. NCBI's taxonomy places the organism in Eukaryota, Metazoa, Arthropoda, Insecta, Coleoptera, Chrysomelidae.
AUGGAUUGGUUAAGGAUAAGUGUUUUAUGCCUGUGCUUUUAUUCGAGUUAUGCAGCACCACAAGGAGAAAAAGAAAUUAAAAUUAUUAGUCAGACAAACGAAAUAACAGCAGAUGGCGGUUACAAUUGGAGUUACGAUACCGAAAAUGGCAUCAAAGCCCAAGAAACGGGUACCUUAAAGAAAACCAGCGACCCCGAAAACCCGGAAGUCAUUGUAGCGCAAGGUAAUUUCGAGUACACCGACAAAGAAGGCAACAAGAUAUCCCUAACCUACGUAGCAGACGACGAAGGUGGUUUCCAACCGCAAGGGGCUCAUCUACCAACCCCACCACCCAUUCCCCCUAACAUUCAAAAAGCACUGGACUGGAUCGCUUCCCAACCAUCGACAACUGAAAGAGCUGGAAGAAGGAAAUAA